UCGUGCGUUCAGUGCGGCUUUGAUUGUGGUACGUGCGCUCGGUUCCAACAUACUGCGGCUCAGUCAACAGCAACACAUACACACACCAUCCACAAAAUAUUAAUUGGUAUCAGCGGUGAUCUUGUGCAGUGUGCGAUCAUUUUUUUUCCCCAAAACCGAACGAUCCCCGGCCAGGCAGUGCUACAAAUUCAAAUCGGCCGCCCUCCGAAACACGAGCCACACCGACUUUGCCUACUUAGUUGGGACCCCCCAUUCCACAAGUAGUUUUUAGCAAGUUUUUUUAUAGUGAUUAUGGGCACGGAAUACAAGGAUGUUGACGUGAACAUGGAAGACUCCGGUAACAGUUGUGGGAGCAGUGUUGUUUCGGAUUACAGUGGCCCUUCCGAUCACACCGAUUUCGACGGCGAAGGUGUGCAGAUCUCCGAUCUGGAAGGCGAGAACGACUCGCACAGCCUACAGUGCGGGAUUUCUGAGGAUUCCGGAGACGAAGAACUGACCUUAGAAAGUCUGAGACUGGACGAGUAUGAUUCGAACGGUCCGGACUCGAAGAGCAUCGAGUCGCAGCAGCGACUUGCAGUGCUCAGUUUCGAACAAGUUUGCCGGCUGAACGACGUCAUGGACGAGAUCGUUUCGAUCCAGGGCCGCGGCAACUUUCCCACGCUGGAAGUGCGUCUCAGAGACCUAGUGAACAUUGUUCGGGAGAAGUUGGAGGCAGACACAUCAUCCGGCGGAGCUGGUAUGCGUGUCCGCGACAUCAGGCUAAACGGCGGUGCCGCAUCGCACGUGUUGGCCACCGAGACGCAGCCCUACAAUGAUUUGGAUCUCAUAUUCGGCGUGGAGUUGUCCUCGUCGGUUCGCAACUUCGAUCGCGUCAAGUCAGCAGUACUCAGUUCUCUCUACGAGAUGUUGCCGGACGGCGUGAGCAGGAAGCGCAUCUCCACCUGCAGCCUCAAAGAGGCCUACGUCAGCAAAAUGGUCAAAGUGAACAACAACACAGAAGGUGGCGACAGAUGGUCCUUGAUCUCCCUAGGGAACUCGCGGGGACGCGGCGUCGAGCUCAAGUUCGUGGACUGUAUGCGCAGACAAUUCGAGUUCUCCGUCGAUUCCUUCCAAAUCAUCCUUGACUCGCUGUUGCUCUACUACAAAUGCAGCGAGCUGGAAAUCAGUGAGAACUUUUACCCGACAGUGGUCGGCGAAUCCGUCUACGGCGACUUCCAGGAGGCCCUCUAUCAUCUACAGAAGAAGCUGAUCUCAACGCGGUACCCCGAAGAAAUUCGCGGCGGCGGCCUGCUCAAGUACUGCAACCUACUAGUCAAGAACUACAAACCGGCUCAUCCUGAAUACAUCAAACUUCUUCAAAAAUACAUGUGCUCGCGGUUCUUCAUAGACUUCCCGGACAUCCAGCAGCAAAAAGCCAAAUUGGAGAACUACCUAUGGAACCACUUCGUGGGCCCGGACGAGGAGACCCUCAAACACCAGUACCUGAUGCUGUUGCACGACGUCGUCGAGGAAUCGACGGUGUGCCUGAUGGGCCACGAGAGACGCCAGACCCUCCAGCUGAUCAAGAGCCUGGCGUGGCAGGUGCUGUACCAGGACCAACAGCGAAUGAUGACCCAACAGCCGCCGCCCACCCUGGUCUACGCCAACGGCAUCUACUACACACCGAUCACCAUACCGACUGCGGCGCCGACAGGAUGCUAUUGCCAGUGCAACAGCGCAGCCUGGAUGUCGACGUGUAGUUCGUGAUGUGCGUGAGUCUGUGCGAGAACGGUCUGUAGGCGUCGCGCCCGGCGCAGUCCCCGAUCUAUGCCACCGUAGACGGGCCGGCUGCCCCAAACAAAAAAAAAUUUAAUAACAAACAAAAAAAAUAAUAAUACACGAAUUUAAGCAACGGACUUGAUACACUCCUCGUGCAGACAACUGACUGAGGUGCCUCGGCCCCGGGGACCUGUUGAAUCUGACAAGCUUCACGCGUCACUGCUGAAAAAACAGAAACCAUUCCUGAAAUUCGGAAACAAAUUGUUUGUUUCGCUCAUUUGUUUUUUUUUUGUACACUUGUAUAUGAGGCUGAAAGUAUCUUAAAAUAUGACGCAUCAUCGGUGUGUGGCUGUGAACACAUUAUAUAUUGGGUUGUGUACAUGAGAGUUUUAAGCGAUUGGAGCACUCAAUUUUGCCGGGGGCAGCCUGAAGGGUCAACUUGCUACCAAAAUUUUUCUCGCAAUUUUUAUCAAGGGAUAAAUCAUCGCUAUUAAAUUAUUUUUUACUGUUUAUAUUAAAACAGUGCAUAUAGUUAUAAUUUUACCUACUUUUCAUAUUAUUGUUAUAAAUUAUUAUAUUUUGUUAAUUAUGAAAGCCAGCUAGGUUCUUGUAUACAUCUGGUAUGUUACAUAAAAUUACCUUAUAAAUAUGUUUGCGUAAUACAAUAAGUGCAGUAGUUCAAAACGUCGUGAAUCUCCUAUCCACUGUAAAAAAUAUUGAACGAUCCGAAUCUCGAACCGCAGAGCACGAUCAAAAAGCUCUUUCAAAAACUCAGAACAACUAUUACAGACGUUGGAAAUUCUAGCGGUGCAAUUUAUAAUCCCUUCAUAAAAAAUGCAGACAGAAAUCCAUUCGCUGGUCGACAUAGGAGAAUAACGGACAAUAUGACAUCUAUUGCGAUUUCCAUAAAUCUUGCAAACAAUGCGUGUAAAUAAUGUUAAGAAAAGGUCAGGGACGCGAAUGUAUAUAAAUGUUUAAACGGCCAUUACGUAAAUACCAUAUUAAAUCCAAAGGAAACGGCUUAAUUUGUGUGAUAUAUCCAGGGAACAAAUAAUCCAUUACUUAAGUACUUACAAUUGUUACAGUAGGUUGUUCCAUAAGUAAUGUAACAGUUACUUUGUUCGGACGAAAUUUGGUUUUACAAAUUAUUAAUUAGUUGUUGUAUUCCUCCGUGAGCAGCACACGAAUGACUUCAUGCUCUUGAUCUCUUUGGCCCACGAUGUGUGGCGUAUACAGCAAUUUACCCAGUUAAAUAUUCGAUUAUUUAUGGAACAACAAAAAAGAAAACACUAGGCAAUGUUUGCAAGACGAUUUGACUAAGUUGGACACACUGAGUUGUUUCCCAUUCGCUCCAUCCGCGUAUUCUAUGAAUUACUUAUACCUGCAUCUAAUCAGGAGUAUUAGCGUAAAUUGUAUGUUUAAAUUUAUGAGAAAAGGUUGUGUUGUGGCCAAAUGUUACAGAAAAUUUUUAUGGUCCAGUGUAAAUCUAUAUAUCAUAUGCUGAAAUGUAUGAGAUUAUCAAAACAUAUUUAUUAUAGAGGUAAGCUAGUAUUAAUUUUACUAUUAAACGAAGUUUGGCAAUGCUGGAAAAUCAUAAUAAAAAGUACAAAAUCUUAAAAACUUAUUACCACGUAAAUUGACAUAUAUUUUAUUUUUAACGUGUCGCUAUAUAUGUUUUUAGACACUGAAUUGUUAUAAAUGAAUUGUAAACUAGUUAAUAUUUAUAUAUAUUUUAUUGAGUUUUAUUGAAUUAUUGUUAAGAUGUGAAAGAAAUUUAAGUAUGACAAAAAACAUCUCCGCAAUCAUUGGGGGAUGAUACAAAAAUGAAUAUUUUAUUCAUUGCAUUAGUGUCAUUUACUGUACGUACUUGUUGAAUCAAAUAAUUUAGAAAUUACAUAAAUUUCCAUUAAAAACUGAACCAACUGAACAUAUCAAUUUGAUUGUGAAAGUUGAUCAUAAAAUUGCGUUGCAUUUGAUUUAAGAAUAAAUUAUUUUCUUUAACAAGGAUGUAUUGUGUUAUUAUUUCGUUUUUCAGAGUAUCAAUUUUUUAUUUGCAAUUUUUGAUUUUAUAGAGUAAAUUUAUUUUCUUUUUUUCCUUUUCGUUUGAUUUUAACAUUUCUAUUUAAAUGUAUAAUGGACCCCCUGAAAUAAUUUACAUGUGGGUAUCGUACUUUUAUAUUAAUUGGGACCUUCAGGCUGCAUAACAUAUAUUUAUUUUGUCGAAAUCUAGGACUCAUUUCAAAAGUUACCCGAUCGCGAUAAGUAUUAGUGUAUCAUACUGUAAAUUGUUAGAAAUUGUAUAACUUCCAUAAUAAAUAUUUUCAGAGUAUAUGUAUAUAAUAAACCGUCUUAUUAAUUAAGUUAAUGUAGGUCUAAAACCGGAAUUUGUAUAUUUUUUAGAUAUUUUAGAUAAAUAAAAAUGAGAAAAAAACGAGUUGAACUGAGUGCACACAGAAGUUAUUUGGUAUAUUGAGUAACGGCCUAAAACAUGUGGCGAAUUAACAUUACCUCAGUUGAACUCUGGCAAAUCAAUUUAUAGACUGUUUGAUGACCUCUUUAAAUAAAUAUAUUAUAUGCCUAUAAGUACUUAUGUAGCGUGGGUGACUGACAAGAGAGACAUUUAAGGAUGCCAGGUCUCUAGGAUCCUGCUCUAUAAAUUAUAUAAUUAGAUAAUAAAAUACAGAAUGUCUAUUUUGAAUCAAAUAUAUGUAUGUUAUAAUGGGCUUGAUCUGUAUAUUUUUAUUGUUCCAUAGGCCCAAUUAAACUAUAAGACAAAAAUGUAAAAAAACCCAAUAAAAACGAAUAAAAUGUGGAAACAUUUCAAAAUCA
Aethina tumida (small hive beetle) is the source of this 4587-nucleotide messenger RNA. RefSeq names its product terminal nucleotidyltransferase 5C-like. The record is from RefSeq and is a predicted model, not a curated record. Lineage: Eukaryota; Metazoa; Arthropoda; Insecta; Coleoptera; Nitidulidae. Bases 292 to 1746 code for a protein of 484 amino acids. The transcript has 3 exons. Gene Ontology annotation, molecular function: RNA binding; poly(A) RNA polymerase activity. Gene Ontology annotation, biological process: mRNA stabilization.